Molecule: messenger RNA, 1245 nt
Organism: Oenanthe melanoleuca
Lineage: Eukaryota; Metazoa; Chordata; Aves; Passeriformes; Muscicapidae
Product: bestrophin-3
Exons: 9
Coding region: 142-1245 (367 amino acids)
Molecular function (GO): chloride channel activity
Source: RefSeq, a predicted model, not a curated record
UCAGGUUAAGGGAAGAGCAAGGUGAUUAUUGCGGAUCUGAAGGGGACUUGGUUUAGGACGUCUGAGAAAGAGGAAGGGUCCAGGAUUUGCCUUCGGGCUUGGAUUGCUGAAUCAAAAUAGAAGGCCCAGCCUACCACGACGAUGACAGUCACUUAUUCCAGCAAAGUAGCAAAUGCCACUUUCUUUGGAUUUCACAGAUUACUCCUAAGGUGGAAAGGCAGCAUCUACAAAUUGCUGUACAGAGAAUUUAUUGUUUUUGCUACUCUUUACACAGCGAUAAGUGUAUUAUACAGAUUUUUUCUUACAGGUCGCCAAAAACGGUUGUUUGAAAAACUGUCAAUUUACUGUGACAAAUAUGCUGAACAAAUCCCAGUAACUUUUGUGCUUGGUUUCUAUGUUACUUUGGUGGUGAAUCGCUGGUGGAACCAGUUUGUGAACUUGCCGUGGCCAGACCGUCUGAUGUUGCUCAUCUCCAGCUGUGUGCAGGGCAGAGAUGAGUACGGGCGCCUGCUGAGGAGGACUCUGAUGCGCUAUGUGAAUUUAACCUCUCUGCUCAUCUUCCGCUCUGUCAGCACAGCUGUCUACAAAAGGUUCCCCACCAUGGACCAUGUGGUAGGAGCAGGUUUUAUGACAAAAUAUGAAAGAAAACUUUUUGAUGACCUUAAGUCUCCUCACCUGAAAUACUGGGUCCCAUUUGUCUGGUUUGGAAAUUUGGCCUCAAAGGCACGAAAAGAGGGAAGAAUUCGAGACAGUGUGGAUCUGCAGACACUGAUGAAUGAGAUGAACAAGUACCGGUCUUGGUGUAGCCUUUUGUUUGGUUAUGACUGGGUUGGAAUUCCACUGGUCUAUACUCAGGUUGUUACUCUUGCAGUCUAUACCUUUUUCUUUGCCUGCCUGAUAGGGCGUCAAUUUUUGGAUACUGACCAAGGGUAUCAGGGACAUGACUUAGAUAUUUACAUUCCAAUCUUCACACUGCUGCAGUUCUUCUUCUACGCAGGAUGGCUCAAGGUCGCUGAACAACUCAUUAAUCCGUUUGGAGAAGAUGAUGAUGAUUUUGAAACUAACUGGUGCAUCGACAGAAAUUUACAGGUUUCACUCCUGGCAGUGGAUGAGAUGCACAUGAACUUGCCAAAGAUGGAGAAAGAUAUUUACUGGAACGACACCUCUGCCCGGCCACCCUACACAAAAGCAGCUGCUGAUUACUGCAUUCCUUCAUUCCUUGGAUCGACUAUUGAAAUGGGGUGA